This is a messenger RNA of Rotaria sp. Silwood1, 507 nucleotides long. The record is from the annotation of a GenBank genome assembly. NCBI's taxonomy places the organism in Eukaryota, Metazoa, Rotifera, Eurotatoria, Philodinida, Philodinidae.
AUGAUUUCAGGUAAAUUUAUUUUGCCAUCAAUUUUCUUUCUUAUUUCAACAGCUUCAUCAUACAAAAAGCCUGUUGGAGGUGCUGAUGGAAUUUACAUGUUUCAUAUGACAUCGAGCACAAGUAAUGACCCUAUAAUAGAAUAUUUAGGACCAGCCAAUUUCACUACGACUGUACUAAGUGGACCUUCGCAGCGUAAAGACUCAGGUGUUCAUUGUGAACAAAACGUCUUUUUUUCGACGGACGAUAUGAAUAAAGCAAUUAGUGGUUUAGCUAGUUUCUUUGGUACUGGCAAUGCAUUCUAUGCAAAGAGCGUCUCAAGUUAUUAUGGAUCGGCUGUUGCAUUUGGCUGUAAUUAUGGUAAUGGGCAACAUAUGGAUGCUAAUUUUUUCAUUCAAGAGCAAAAUUUGAUUAAUAAUAAAUGUGGAAGCGGGAGAGGCGGAUGGAGCAGUCAUGAAAGUUGGAAAUCAUCAUAUGGGCGGACAUCAGCAUCAAAAAGCUUCUGUUAA